UUAUACUUCUGUGGAUUCGAACUAAAAUGUUAUCCAAAAACCAUUUGGUUUCAAAUUCAAUGAACAUUUUAACACUGAUUAAGUCUGGUGGUGUUAUUGAUAUAUCACGAUAUCACCACACACCAAAAUAUAGCAACAUUAAUUUGAAGGUGCUAAGGGUCGCGAACAAUCAGUUAUCAAGGUUCGGUAAAGGCUACAAACGCAGAUGUUCCAUAUGGAGUCAAGGAUACAAAGAUGAGUUUGACUGGCAGGAUGUUAUUACAGAAGCUGAGCAAAUUGUGGGAUAUCCCACAUCUUUCCUUAACUUGAGAUGGCUGUUUAACGAUGAGAUUGCUAAUACGGCAAUUCAUUUACGGAAAUUGGUUGGUACGAAUCAUCCCCUCUUGAAAACAGCAAAGAAUAUCUUAAUCGGGUCCAAAAGCAACCUUCAAUCUGUGGGACUGAUUAUUUUACUUGUUUCAAAAGCUGCUGGCUUCGACUCUCAAAACUACACAGGAGAACACCAUGAUUCAGGAGUCCUGCACGCCCAGAGAGCGUUGGCUGAAAUCGUGGAGAUGAAACGAACUGGUCAUUUCAUACAUAAAACUAUGGCCAAUCUUCAAGAUAUGGAGAAGUGUGGGGAUAAAUAUAAGGAUUUUCUUUAUGGCAAUAAAAUUGUAUUGUUGACAGGUGAUUAUCUUUUGGCAAAAUGUCUACAAAAUCUAGGCGGGCUUCGCAAUAAUGAGGUGACAGAACUAAUAUCCACUGGACUACGAGAUCUGGUGGAGGGAGAUUUUUUAGGCGAGCAUGAUGACGAAAACAAACCAGUUCCAACCAAACCUAAAGGCUCCAAUGAUGUAAAACGAAAUUACUUAUGGGAGGAAGAAGAUAAUCUUUUGAAACUUGGUUCCAAUGAAUUUCUGGGUCAAGGAAAAGAUGAGUGGCUUCUACGGACUAUGUUGACUUCGGGCAGCCUUCUUGGCAAAGGUUGUCAGGGAGCCAUGAAACUUGCCAAUAGAAAUCACUUGGAGGCGGACGCGUACAAAUUGGGGGGACAUUUAGCCAUCACGUGGCAACUAUAUUUAGACAUAAAAGACUUCUUUGUUCACCCAUACUCAUACUCUCUAGUCGGAGCUCCAGUUAUCAUAGCAAUGUGGGAGUACCCGUCACUCUAUGGUCACAUCUGGAAAGCUAAAGUUGAGAAAAGACCAAUGGAAUACAAGCAAUUGUAUUAUGCUGUAAGGAGUACGAGAUCCUUGGAAUACAUAACAAACUUCUUGAAUGAUGAAUUGGCGGCUGUAAUGCGGUGCAGUGAUAAGCUUCCAUUGUGCGACGCUAGAGUAGCGUUACAGAAAAUGGCGAUGACUAUUCAUGGGGAGACAUUGCAAUACAUGGAAAAAUAAGGAAUGAGUAUUCGUAUUUAUACGUAUACAGAUCAUAAAUGACAAUAAAAAUUGGUCUUAAGCUUC
Molecule: messenger RNA, 1448 nt
Organism: Leptidea sinapis
Lineage: Eukaryota; Metazoa; Arthropoda; Insecta; Lepidoptera; Pieridae
Product: all trans-polyprenyl-diphosphate synthase PDSS2-like
Exons: 5
Coding region: 27-1382 (451 amino acids)
Biological process (GO): isoprenoid biosynthetic process; ubiquinone biosynthetic process
Cellular component (GO): transferase complex; mitochondrion
Molecular function (GO): prenyltransferase activity
Source: RefSeq, a predicted model, not a curated record